AUGGAAGUUUAUAAUGGACACGUGUUAACGCUGGCAAAUAGCAUAAUCGGCGUCAGCAUCUUGGCAAUGCCUUAUUGCUUUAAAAAAUGUGGUAUCUUCCUAGCUAUAAUUAUGCUUUUACUAAGUAAUUUAAUAUCAAGAUUAUCAUGCCACUUUCUCAUCAAAUCGGCCAUCAUAGCACGAAGGAAACAUUUCGAAUAUUUAGCCUAUCACAUAUUUGGAAGUUUUGGCAAGUUCGCCAUAGAAGUUGGAAUGAUCGGGUUUCUAGUAGGUACGUGUAUAGCAUUCUUUGUUGUCAUGGGGGACCUAGGACCAGCUAUUAUAUCGGAAAUAACUGGACAUGAAACAAGCAGCACAAUGAGAUCCUCUAUUUUAUUAGCUGUAGCUUUAUUUUGUGUGUUACCAUUAGGUCUUUUAAAAAAUGUGGAUAGUUUAAGUGGAGUCUCAAAGGCCACUAUUGGUUUCUAUAUCUGCCUAGUAGUAAAAAUUGUAAUUGAUGCUAUGCCUCGAAUUUUUCAAGGAGAUUGGAUAACUGAAGUAGUAUUUUGGAAACCUGAAGGUGUAAUACAAUGUUUACCAAUAUUUUCUAUGGCACUAUCAUGCCAAACUCAAUUAUUUGAAAUCUACCAAGUUAUUAAUAAUCCUAGCUUAGAAAAAAUGAAUCAUGUUAUCAAAAAUGCUGUUAAUAUAUGCACUAUAGUUUAUUUUUUUGUAGGAUUUUUUGGCUAUGUAGCUUUUGCAAACACAAAUUUCACUGGUAAUAUAUUGUUAAGUUUUGAUGCAUCAUUGUUAACUAAUGUUAUAAAGUUAGGAUUUAUAUUAUCAAUUGCCUUCAGUUUUCCGCUAGUGAUAUUUCCUUGUAGGGCCAGUGCACAUUCUCUUAUUUACAGGCAAGGUAUUACCUUACAUGAAAAUGUAAAUGAUUAUAUUCCAGAAGGGAGAUUCAAAGGACUGACUGUAAUAAUAGUUUUGUUUUCCUUAGUUAUUGGAAUAUUAAUUCCCAAUAUUGAAUUUGUAUUGGGAUUAGUUGGUUCUUCUAUUGGCAUAAUUAUUUGCGUUUUAUUUCCUGUUAUUUGCUUUAUUUACAUUUCACAAAAGGAUACCAAUGAAAGGCUGUUAGCUAAAGGCAUUUUAGUUAUUGGUUUAGUAUUGAUGAUUCUGGGUACUCAUGAAAAUAUACGCAGUUUAGAAAAUGCUCAAAUGUCUCCCGUAGUGCCAAAUAUAUCAGAAAAAAGAGAGUUGAAACUUGUUGAUCCUGUAGCCAAAGAUUUAAAAGUAAUUGUCGAAGAUGAAAAUAAACAUAUGACUUUGAAUCAAACAAAAGAAAACAUUGCAAAGAUAACAGUCAGUCCUGAGAUAAGACAUGAGCCACCACAACCAAUGGAGCCACAAGACUCACAGGCAAAUGAGAAAAAAAUUUCUGAUGAUAAUUUAAGCCGAGAUGUUAAAGAAGAGAACAACAAAAAAAAUAUGAAAUCUAAUAAGAAAGUUAAUGAUCCUAAAAACAAUGAAGAUGUUGAUAUUGAAGCAAUAAAAAAAGAAGAUACAGAAACUCUACUUCAAGAAAACAAAGACUCCCAUAUCAAAGAGCAUCAAAUAAUACUUGAUCAAAUUCAACAACAAAACAAGGUACAAGGAGAAUUAGUAGAACAACAAAAAAAAUUGAUUGAGGUACUCAGCAAACGAGAAGAUGAAAAGGCAAAAGAAGAAAAACUGAUAGCUGAAAUAAAAGCAGUAAAAGAAAUUGAAAGUAUCGCAUUAAAAGCGAUUGAAAAAAUAAGUGGCGAUUCAAAGGAAAAUAAGAAAAUUGUUGCAGAGCUUGAGAAAGAUGUCUUGAAAAAAGAGAAAGAAAUUGUUUUGGAAACUAUAAACAAUACGAUUAAUAAAUCUCAAAACAAAGUAAGCAUAGAAGACCUCAAACAUAAAAAUAGCUUACUUAGUGCAAGAAUAAAGCAGAAUAAUAUGACCCAAAAAAGUUUACUAAACGAAAUCAAAGUGAAAAACACAGAAAAGGAUAUUUCAAAUUCCAAAGGUAUCUAUGAAAGCUUACAAAUAGGAAUGACUAAUUCAAAUAAAACUGGAAAAGAUGAUGAUACAGUGCCGUUGCUAGUCAAUCUUGGACAGGAAACAAAAAAGACAAAUAAUUCUACCAAAAAUGUUGUUAAAAACAUGCUACCUUUACCAUUAAUUUUACAACAAAACAGUGCCAACAAUAGUGAUUUUGGCAUUCCAAAUGUAAUUGCAAAUAAAAGUAAAGAUAUUAAAAAUAAUGAGAUUGUUUCAGAUGAAGACGCAAAAGUAUUAAGAAGAGAUAUACUAACUUACAUAGAUUUAAAAAGAUAA
Ceutorhynchus assimilis (cabbage seed weevil) is the source of this 2343-nucleotide messenger RNA. The record is from the annotation of a GenBank genome assembly. Lineage: Eukaryota; Metazoa; Arthropoda; Insecta; Coleoptera; Curculionidae.